Molecule: messenger RNA, 2721 nt
Organism: Manihot esculenta (cassava)
Lineage: Eukaryota; Viridiplantae; Streptophyta; Magnoliopsida; Malpighiales; Euphorbiaceae
Product: beta-amyrin synthase
Exons: 16
Coding region: 264-2552 (762 amino acids)
Biological process (GO): triterpenoid biosynthetic process
Cellular component (GO): lipid droplet
Molecular function (GO): beta-amyrin synthase activity
Source: RefSeq, a predicted model, not a curated record
AAAGACUUGGUUUUUGCAUUAAUUAAAUAUGUGCAACUGUGUUACUGCUUUACUAUAUAUAAAGGAGUGAAUCGAUCCUGAUAAUAUUGUCAGAACUCCACACCCUCCUCCUCUUUCUUCUUGCCUCUCGUUAUCCAUACAUCACACACAAUUUCUCAUCCUCUUCAAUACAAUCAUCUCUUCUCAAUCUUCCUUAACCAAAUCCACACCAUAUAUAUAUAUAUCUUUGCAUAUACAAAGUGGUGAAUUAAGUUAGAAGAAGAAUGUGGAGGCUCAAGAUUGCAGAGGGUGGGAAUCACCCAUACUUGUACACCACCAACAACUAUGUAGGGAGACAAACAUGGGAAUUCGACCCAAAUGCAGGCACUGUGGAGGAGCUUGCCCUGGUUGAAGAGCUUCGUCAGAAUUUCUACAAGAAUCGCUAUCAGGUCAAGCCCAGCGGUGACCUUCUCUGGCGUAUGCAGUUCCUGAGGGAGAAAAACUUCAAACCCCAAAUACCAGCGGUGAAGAUCGAAGAGGGAGAGGAGAUAACAUACGAAAAGGCAACAGCAGCAUUGAGAAGGGCAGUCCAAUUCUUUUCCGCACUGCAAGCUAGCGAUGGGCAUUGGCCAGCAGAGAACGCAGGGCCCUUGUUCUUCCUUCCCCCCCUAGUCAUGUGUGUUUACAUAACUGGUCAUUUGGACUCUGUUUUCCCAGCCGAGCAUCGCAAGGAAAUCCUUCGCUACAUCUACUACCAUCAGAAUGAAGAUGGCGGUUGGGGCCUUCACAUCGAGGGCCACAGCACCAUGUUCUGCACCGUUCUCAGCUACAUUUCCAUGCGCCUUCUCGGGGUUGGACCUGAUGCUGGUCAAGACAAUGCUUGUGCCAGAGCUCAAAACUGGAUUCAUCAGCAUGGCGGUGCCACAUACAUUCCCUCCUGGGGAAAGACCUGGCUUUCGAUCCUGGGUGUGUAUGACUGGUCUGGAUGUAAUCCAAUGCCCCCUGAAUUCUGGAUACUUCCUUCAUUUCUACCUAUGCAUCCAGCCAAAAUGUGGUGCUACUGUCGGAUGGUUUACAUGCCAAUGUCUUACUUGUAUGGAAAGCGGUUUGUUGGCCCCAUUACUCCUCUCAUUCUUCAAUUGCGACAAGAACUCCAUACUGAACCUUACCAUCAAAUCAAUUGGAAGAAAACGCGUCAUCAAUGUGCCCCAGAGGAUCUCUACUAUCCCCAUCCUCUUAUCCAAGAUUUAAUGUGGGACACUCUAUACAUAUUCACUGAGCCUCUUCUUACCCGUUGGCCCUUUAACAGUGUCAUCAGAAAGAAGGCUCUUCAAGUGACCAUGAAGCAUAUUCACUACGAAGAUGAAAACAGUCGUUACAUUACCAUCGGAUGUGUGGAAAAGGUCUUGUGCAUGCUUGCUUGCUGGGUUGAAGAUCCAGAGGGCGAUUAUUUCAAGAAGCACCUUGCUAGGAUCCCUGAUUAUUUAUGGGUUGCUGAAGAUGGAAUGAAAAUGCAGAGUUUCGGAAGUCAGGAGUGGGAUACAGGUUUUGCCAUACAGGCCUUGAUUUCUAGUAAUCUUACCGACGAAAUUGGAGACGUGCUUAAGAGAGGCCAUGACUUCAUAAAGAAAUCUCAGGUCAAGGGCAAUCCUUCCGGUGACUUCAAGAGUAUGCACAGACAUAUAUCUAAGGGAUCAUGGACUUUCUCCGACCAAGAUCAUGGAUGGCAAGUUUCCGAUUGCACUGCAGAAGGAUUAAAGUGUUGCCUACUCCUCUCAAUGAUGCCACCAGAAAUUGUUGGUGAGAAAAUGGAGCCCCAACAGUUGUACGAUGCUGUCAAUGUCCUAAUUUCUCUGCAGAGUAAAAAUGGAGGCUUAGCAGCAUGGGAGCCAGUUAAGGCUCAAGAGUGGUUGGAAAUUUUAAAUCCUACGGAAUUUUUUGCUGACAUUGUAAUUGAGCACGAGUAUGUGGAGUGUACUGCAUCUGCGAUCCACGCAUUAGUUUUAUUCAAGAAAUUAUACCCAGGGCAUAGAAAGAAGGAGAUAGAGAGUUUCAUCGCUAACGCUGUCCGAUACCUAGAAAAUGUGCAGACUUCAGAGGGUGGAUGGUAUGGAAACUGGGGAGUUUGCUUCACUUAUGGUUCUUGGUUUGCACUGGGAGGCCUGGCAGCUGCAGGAAAGACUUACAACAAUUGCGCAGCAAUGCGCAAAGGGGUUGAUUUUCUUCUGAGAAUACAAAAAGAGAAUGGAGGCUGGGGAGAAAGCUAUCUUUCAUGCCCGCAGAAGAAAUAUGUACCUCUGGAAGGAGACCGAUCCAACUUGGUACAUACUUCUUGGGCAAUGAUGGGUCUAAUUAGUGCUAGGCAGAUGGAUAGAGAUCCUACCCCUCUUCACCGUGCUGCAAAGUUGGUAAUCAAUUCUCAAAUGGAAGACGGUGAUUUUCCUCAACAGGAAAUCACGGGCGUCUUCAUGAAGAACUGCAUGCUACACUAUGCAGCAUAUAGAAACAUCUACCCUUUGUGGGCUUUGGCAGAAUACCGCAACCGUGUUAUACUACCUCGCAAAGCUAUUUAAAGUCCAUUGUCAGCCUAUAUAUUUCACUCAAUACGCUUUCUAUAUAAGUGGGUCUCACCUACCCUACCCUACCCUUGAUACCUCUUACUGUGCAAGCAAACAGAAAAGUGCAUACUUUGUAAUUGUAUCUCUCAAAAAUACAAGUAUAUGAAAUGUUGCUUUCUCUUUA